Paramecium pentaurelia is the source of this 1241-nucleotide messenger RNA. Lineage: Eukaryota; Ciliophora; Oligohymenophorea; Peniculida; Parameciidae. The record is from the annotation of a GenBank genome assembly.
AUGUCGGACAACGAAAAUAUAGAUAUAACAAAUCUUAGUGAGGGGAAAAUUGAGAAAUAUAUCCAGUAAUUAGAGACCUCUAUUCAAAAGAGAACUACAAUGUAUGGGUUAGAUGAUUUAACAGUAAGUGAUUGAAAUUAACGAAAUAUUAGAUGAUGAGAUAGAAUCAAAUCUUGUGUAAAUUAUUGAAUCACCAAGGUCUUAUAGCUCUAUAAAAAUAAAAUUACGAAUAAUGUAUUGAAUAUUUACGAAAAGCAGAACUGGCUACAAUUUACGUACCAGAAUUAAAGGUUUGUUUUAACGAUAACAUAGGUUCAAACUUUUAAUAAUUUGGCUUGUUAUUAUAGAAAGAUGGGAAAAACUAGAACUGCUCUUUAAUAUUUACAAUAGGCAUUGUCGAUUGAAUUAUAGUAUUUAUAAUCUUAUAUUAGAUAAAAAUAAUCCACUUCACUCCCUGACAUCUAUUUAAAUCUAUGUGCAGUUCUUUCUUAAUUAGAAAGACAUGAAGAAGCCAUACAACAUAUAUAUUUGUCAAUCAUUAUGUUACAACAUGAAUUACUUAUAUCUUCAUUGUAAAAACCUGAAUAAAAAUAAGAUUAAUCUAAUGAACAAUGUAUACGUUUAAUAUUCUAUUUUAAGCUUUCCCAUCAAGAUAAUCAAGUUUUUAAUAUGUAAAUACUGUUAAAUCACAUUAUAAUGAAAGUAAAAAAAUAUAAGAAAGAAUGUCAAUUUUAGUUGUUGCAUAUCAUAAUCUAGGAGUUGAAAUGGAACAUUUAAAAUUAUAAUUUGAAUCCAAGAAAAUAUUUCAAUCUGCUUUAUAAUUAUCAGAAUAAUGUUUACCUUAAGAACAUUAAUUAAGACAUGCUCUAGAAGAAAUAACUAAAAAAUAUAAUUAAGAAUAAUAAUAACAAUAAGUAAAUGAGUAACUUACUCUUAAACCGCUUCUUCCUAAAGUUUAUCAAAAAAAUUCAGAACUUAAAUAAAUAUAUAAAAGUGUUUCUCCUAAACAAAUACUUAGAAGAAGUACUUAGUUGCAAUAAUAGAAAAUCAAUCCUAAUAAGAAUCUCAAAUUUAUGAAAAAGAAUUCAUUUAGUGAAACCUAUAGACUUGAAAGAGAUAGAAUUAUGAGUAUCAAUGCAACAGCUGAAGUUAUUAUCAAGAAUUAAGAAAAUAAAGACUUAAGCAAUUUUCCAUAUUUGAAAACAGCCAUAGAUACCGUUAAUUAAACAUCCAUAUUUUGA